Messenger RNA from Colletotrichum aenigma, 2388 nucleotides. It is a transcript of the gene afsR, whose product is annotated as Regulatory protein AfsR. Bases 1 to 2388 code for a protein of 795 amino acids. NCBI's taxonomy places the organism in Eukaryota, Fungi, Ascomycota, Sordariomycetes, Glomerellales, Glomerellaceae. The record is from RefSeq and is a predicted model, not a curated record. The transcript is spliced from 3 exons. Gene Ontology annotation, molecular function: protein binding; ADP binding.
AUGGAUCCUCUCAGUGUAAUCAGCUCAACCAUUGGCAUCAUUGGAGCGGCUGCCAGCGCCUACGAGACCAUCAAGAAGAUCCAGAACCUUCCGAAGGCUUUCGACGAGGUGAACAAAAAUCUCCCUUUGGUCCGGGGUGUCCUUCAACGUGUCUAUGAAAGAAUCCAACGGAUAGAUCCCAGUGUCGACGAGAACAGCGACUCUAUCCGCGAGGCCAUCAACACCUGCCACGACAAAGUCGAGCUGCUCCAGAAGAUCUUCGCCACACUCGAAGAAAAAUGCAAGGAUCGAGACGCCGACAAGACUUGGAAGAGGGCCCGGGCCUGGUACCGUGAAGCUAUGCGUGGCAUGCAGGCUGAUCGUGUGGAGGGCCUGAUGAAGGAGAUUUUGGACCGCAUGCGGAUCCUGGCCAUGAGCCAAGUCUUCAGUCUCAACGAUGACCUUGACGAGAUCAAAGAGGCCAUCAACUCACUUUCAAAAGUUGAGCCAUCCCUGGAUGAUUCCGAGAUGGAGAUGGGAACGAUCUACGCGCAGCAAACAAAUCGUGACCACGCCUCAGGCACACAGUAUAACAUGUCUGGUGGUAUAAUGAACACAGGGAAUAACUCGGGGAAUACUUUCGGGGACGUUGGGACCUUGACAUCUGCAUCGCAUCACAUUCCUAAUGGGAAGAAUUUGAACUUUGUCGGCCGUUUGGAUAUCAUGCAGAAACUUCAAACAAUGCUGCGGUACAAAGAGUGCGAAUCAGUCGCUCUCUGCGGCUUGGGCGGCGCGGGCAAGAGCGAGAUCGCGCUCAGCUUCUCCCACUGGGUCAAAGACACCAUGCCAGAUCACUCCAUAUUCUGGAUGUCAGCUUUGAGCAGCGGUAGCAUUGACAAAUCCUACGGAGAUAUUGCUCACAAAGUUGGUCUUGACUGUUCUGAGGGUCUUAUGGUGAAGAUGGCGCUGCAACGAUAUCUGUCCUCCGGAAUCGCUAGCCCUUGGGUUCUCAUCAUCGACAACGCUGAUGACGAAACCAUGCUCAAGGAUAUGCUUCACGAUAGCGAUGGAAAUAGCGUACUUCCACGAGACGAUGGUUGUCUCACGCUGUUCACAACACGGUCAUGGGAUGUGGCCCAGUGCGUCUCGCAAGGGAAUGUGAUCGAUGUGGAGGCCAUGAACGAAGACGACGCAAAGAGCCUCUUGGUCAAGCUCAUUGGCAAAAACAGAUGGUCAGAGCCGGACAAAAUGGUUGACAUUCUUCUGGAGAAGCUUACUUGCUUGCCGCUUGCUAUCGCCCAUGCUGCAGCUUAUAUGAAAAGAAACAGGAAGUGCAUGAGCGACUACGUCAAUCUUAUGGCUGGUACCGACGAAGAUUUUAUCAAGCUUCUUCAGCAGCGGAUGGCAACUGGAAGAGCGACGGCUUCCGUCUUGACCACAUGGGCAAUAUCAUUCGAACAAAUCAAUACACAUCACCCGCAAGCCGCCACUUUACUAUCAUUUUGCUCUCAGAUUGAGCCAAAAGGGAUACCACGAACGAUGCUUCCCAAUUUCACAAAUGAGAUUGAGUUGGAUCAGGCUGUUGGAACGCUUUUGAGCUACGCCUUCAUCCGUGACCGAGGCGAUAUGGAACAGACGUUCGAUAUGCACAGCCUUGUUCACUUGGCCGCAGGAGUUUGGCUCAGAGAAAUGAAGGGUUCCAAAGCCGCCACCGAAGCUGCUGUAAUUCGUCUGGCUCAAUUGCUACCAGAAUCACCGCAGGAAAUUGUCGAAGAAUGGUGGGCGUACCUCCCGCAUGCUUGCAGACUUCUUAUGUCAAUAGAAACGGCCGAGAUUGAUCUGACUGAGAAAGUAUGGGAGGUGGGCUAUUAUGCCAACUAUUUCCUAUAUAGUGACCGCAGAUACCACGAGUCUGCGCAAAUAACCGAACGCGUACUCGAAUUAUGUGAAAGGAGGUGGGAUAAAGACGAAGCGUUCAUUAUAUCCACACGGAUCCUUCUGUUCAAAUCUCUCUCUGAGAUGGGGCUCAGGCAGAGAAAACGAGCAGUCGAAAUCGCAGAGCUUGUCCUUGAACAGACAAAACGUUCACGUUGGACUGAUGCAGCAAGUGAGAUCAAAGCAGAGCUGGAUCUUGUCUCAGUAUACCUCUCGGCGGGUCAAAAGAGCGAAGCUUCUGACCGGACAGAUAUAUUGGUGGCAAAGCUGAAAUUCUUCGACGUUCAUGAGCACACUUGGGUAUUAGAAGCAAAAGCCUAUCUGGGUCAGGAACUUCUCCGCAUCGGAAAACUCAAUGAAUGCAUCGACAUGCAGGAACAGGUUCUUGUACUGCACGAUGAGAUGGAGCAUGACGACGAACUACUAGUCUUGAGCGUGAAACAACAGCUUGCAUUAGCCUACGAAGCCACCUGA